Euleptes europaea (tarantolino) is the source of this 574-nucleotide messenger RNA. It is a transcript of the gene SLN, whose product is annotated as sarcolipin. The transcript is spliced from 2 exons. Gene Ontology annotation, molecular function: enzyme regulator activity. The record is from RefSeq and is a predicted model, not a curated record. Lineage: Eukaryota; Metazoa; Chordata; Lepidosauria; Squamata; Sphaerodactylidae. Gene Ontology annotation, cellular component: membrane. Bases 216 to 311 code for a protein of 31 amino acids.
AGUACUUUAGUCCCAGCAGAGAAAUCUGGGAAUCCAGACGGCUCUGGGAGAUGAGGAGAAGCUGAAAAGGCCUCGGGUACCACAGCCGGAAGCCCUGAGCUCCACCAGUCCUGUUCAGGAGAGGACAAGGUUGAUCUCAAGGACAACCUGAAACGAGAGACUCCUCUUCCACUUCCCUCCGCUGGCCUCCGUUCUUCCAUUGUCCAUUCCUGGCCAUGGAUCGAUCCACGCAAGAGCUUUUCCUCAACUUCAUGAUAGUGCUGAUCACGGUGCUUCUCAUGUGGCUUCUGGUGAAGUCUUACCAGGACUGAGAGACUCACCCACUUCAUGGCAUCACUGAAGGAUGUGUGUUUGGGAAAUAAUGUGAAGCCUGCUGCUCCUAUGUGUGCCCUGUGUCUUUGGCUUUGUGUGCAAAAUCUGUAAUGUGAUUUUUUUUUUUACUCUAAAAUACUUCCUGGAUUUGCUCACCUAAAUAGCCAAAUGGAUCUCGGAUGAUGUAAAUUAUUCUACAACAAUGUAUCUAGAAAGCAUGGCAUUUCCUAACCCGUGCAUGCACUUGACAUGGAACCACGAU